This is a messenger RNA of Arachis ipaensis, 2649 nucleotides long. RefSeq lists its product as uncharacterized. NCBI's taxonomy places the organism in Eukaryota, Viridiplantae, Streptophyta, Magnoliopsida, Fabales, Fabaceae. The record is from RefSeq and is a predicted model, not a curated record. Gene Ontology annotation, biological process: asymmetric cell division.
AUUUGUUCAGUCACAUUGGUUAGUAUCACAGGGACUUGGAGCAUUGCUUAAUUUUUUCCCUUUUUUUUUAUUUUUUUAAUUAUUAAUUAGUUUUGUUCAUUCUUUAAGCUGGACUUUCCAUCUAUCUACUUGUGCAGUAGUUUCUUUGUGCUAGAUUACUGAAAGGUAGGGUUUUUCCAUUCAAUCAGAAAUUUUGGUUUUGAUUGUUACUUUUCGUGGAAGUUGAACAUUACAUUAUUUAAGCUUAUUCUUGUGGCAAUACAUUGAUGGAAGGUUUUUCACUUUUCUGUUUAAUGCUGAUGAUAGAAAGGAAAAGGAUAAAAAAGUUGUUUGUGGAGUUUAGGUACUGAUUUUUGGUAUGUAUGUGUGGAAGGGAGAGGGAAAAUGGAUUUUUGGGUAGUUGUAGCUGGUGCUGGAGCUGGGUACUUAGCUAAAUAUUGGAAAAGGGUUGCAAAGAGUAGUGAUAGGUCACCUCAUUUAUCUUCAGAGGAUCCCAAUUUGGAGAACUGUGAGUCCCCGAGAAGCUCCUUUCGCGGGCAAGCAUUGAGAGAUAGAUUGGGGAAGAAUGUUCCUUUGGAUAGAAGGAUUUCGGAUGCGAACUCAACGGAUGGUCUUUCGACUCUAGAUCUGGCUUCUAACAUAGGGCUUGAUGGUGAAGAAGUUAGACACUUGAGGACUUUGAAUGAUGGCGAUGUUCCUUUUGGAUCGAAUUUAACAGGUUUAUUCACAGCUAAUGGGAACUAUGAUGAUAUUGAAGAUGGAAAUGAGCAAAGCUCCAAUGUUAGUAGCCAUUGUGGUUUCCUGCAUCCGAGUUUGCCUAGAAGAGAAGUGAGUUCUAUACUUAAUGUAUCCGGAAAUAAAACCUCUCUUAGGACUAAGCGUAGGCGUGUUCAUACUAGUAGACCAAUAAGUUCACUAGAAAGUUGCUUAGUGGCUCAGCUAUACAAAGAACAUGCUGAUAUUGAAGAACGCUUUGUUACUUCUGUUUCAUCGCCAUCUAGAGCCACAGGGUCAUUUCAUGUAUGUGAUAGAAGCCAAAAAAUUAGCAGCGCAGACGAUGAUGAUUCUAGCUUUGUGUUUAUUGGAAGUGAAGAAAACAAGUUGCUCAGGGAAGCCAGUCAAGUGAAAGAUGAAAAUAUAUUAUUUGGGGUCCCGCCAUUGCCAAAAAUUAGAUCAUCCAGUGGUUUCAGGAAGAUGAGAUUUAAUGCAAAAAAUAAGCAAAGUAGGAGAAUUUGCUCUUUUAAUGGUGUGCUAAAUGGAAAAGACGUCUAUACUCAACAUGAUGCAACAUUUCUCUUCAGUCUUGGGAUUUCUUUUGGUAUAUUAUCUACCACCUUGGCAAAUAAAAGAGAAAUGGACAAGUUGAGAGAAUUGCUGAAGAAGAAUGAGAAUUUGGUUCAAGAUCUACAGGAAGAACUUGACAUGAAGGAUUCAAUGACAGUGAAGGAGUUACAUAGUGAAAACUAUGGUUCACAGGAUACAUGUGAUCAUUCCUUCUGCGAUAAGGAGCUAAAUGGAUUUUCCCCUGAAAAGCACACGGAUAACUCUCCAAUAACUAACCUCAAAAAAAUAUAUGAUGAGAAGGAAGAUGAAAAUUCGGAAUGUAUGAGCAAAAUUGAAGCGGAGCUUGAAGCCGAACUUGAGAGGUUGGGGUUAAACAUGAACGAAUCUAGCCUAGAUAGAAGACUGUCUGAGCUUGUCGAGGUUGAUGCUGACUUCGUAGCAGAUUUUGCUCAAGGUGAGUUGCGAGCUGACAUGGUCGACGGGGAAGAUUUUGAUCUCCCAAAAUCAAAUGAGGACGCCAGCGACCCUAUGAUCGUCCCUGCAAACUAUGCAGUUUCACCUCAUGAACUUAGUUUGCGUUUGCAUGAAGUCAUCCAAUCAAGACUCGAGGAUCGUGUGCAGGAGCUUGAGCUUGCCUUACAAAAUAGCCAGAGGAAAUUACGUGUUAUGGAAUCAAAGCAUGCAGGUAGUUCUCAAGAGUAUUUCCCAAGUUGUAAACAAGCAUCCUCCUUUGCCAAAGGGAAUAUUUUGACCUACGAUGACUGCGACCCUAUAGCCGAACCCAGAGCUGCAAAUUUAUCCAGUGAAGCUCUAGCUGAAUACAAUGAGGCGUUUGAAGAUUCAAUCAAGAUAGAUGAGUCUGAAGAACAUUCACUACCAAGCAACUAUGACAGUGCCAACAAAGGACGUUCGCAUAUACAUGAUUGGGACGUGUUCGGGGAGGAUCAACAUGGUGGAGGAAAUGGUUCCAUGACUCAGUCCCCUGUCAACGGAGAGAGACUUUCGAUGGAACUUUCUUCAAGUGAGGUGUUGAUCUUGGCAAGACAAAGCUCUAGUGUUCAGGGAUUGGAUGAUGUAAGUGGAGAUGAAGAUUGUGAUUGUGAUUCCGAAAUGGAAAGGCAAUUGAUAAGGCAAAUUGUUGAGAGGACCAAAAAGGGUUCUCCUGUUCUUCAAAAUGCACGAAGGAUAUUGUAUUCUAUGGAUGAUGAUUAUGAUGAACACUGAUAUCAGAUGCUUUUAGGUAUGUAGGAGUAGAAAGAGGGUAUUGACUUUCCAUUGGGGGUUAUAAAUGUUCUAAGGAUCAGUAUAGACUAUAGAGUUAGUUAACUGCAUGUUCCGGGCUACACUUCCUCAGGGCAUGGCAAA